AUGUUGGACACAUCCGGAGAUUCUCCGGAUGGAUUCGUUCGACUGGUCCUCAGAAAACUUGUCAGCGGAACCAUUCAGGAUCAGGAUCCUAUUUUCAACAACGGAAAACGUUUUGAAACCUUGUAUGCAAUUCGGUUGAUCACCCGCCACUCUUUGUCCGAACCGUCCACCUCAGAAGCUUCUGAAUGUAUAAAAAACCGCCAAGUUGCUUCAGCGUGUCUUGAUCAAGAGGUGGCGUUCGUGGACCCUCUCUCUAUCUCUCUCUCUAUUCUGUUUGUGAAUACUUUCUCCACUAUACAAGAAUGUAUUUCGGAGCGAGUCCCCGGUGCGGAGGUUGAUUCAUACUCUAAUAUAGAAGCCAGCGAUGUUAAGUUGAGAUCCAAUCAGAAAACACGUAUACGCAGCCACAUGACCACAAACAAGAUUGUCUCCUCAGCUGAUCCUGGCAUGGACGAAAACAACCGUCGGUAUGGACAUCAGGUACUGGAGCUUCUUCAAGUCAAAUUUAAUGGGGCAAACUCCUCGCCAACGGACAGUGAAUUGGCCAAGACCAGAAAAAUAAGCCAAACGUUGUUGCAUGUUCGAACUCUAAUUAAAAAUGACUAUGUCACAACCGCAGCUGGCUUUUGUUCCCAAGCUGAGAUAUUUUUCAAAUUUCCCCCGACGACUUGUUUCUCGUGUUCCGGGGCGUCCGGUAGUCCCAUACGAAGCGAAAAUGACCAAAAUUGUGUUAUGCGUGUAUUUGAGGAAUUGACGUACUGUAACAGCUGUUCAGCCAUUCAUCUCUCGCAGACAAGUUGGACAGAAGAAAAAAACAAGAUAUGCGACUUGCGACAUGUCAGAAUAUUUCGUAUUCAAUACCGUCCACUCACAACGGACAAGACGAAAACCAGUGGGUUUACGUGA
This is a messenger RNA of Opisthorchis viverrini, 906 nucleotides long. RefSeq lists its product as hypothetical. Lineage: Eukaryota; Metazoa; Platyhelminthes; Trematoda; Opisthorchiida; Opisthorchiidae. The record is from RefSeq and is a predicted model, not a curated record. The transcript has 4 exons. The coding region runs from base 1 to 906 and encodes 301 amino acids.